Messenger RNA from Culex pipiens pallens (northern house mosquito), 2142 nucleotides. RefSeq names its product zinc finger protein 157-like. The record is from RefSeq and is a predicted model, not a curated record. Lineage: Eukaryota; Metazoa; Arthropoda; Insecta; Diptera; Culicidae. Gene Ontology annotation, biological process: regulation of DNA-templated transcription. Bases 302 to 2005 code for a protein of 567 amino acids. The transcript is spliced from 4 exons. Gene Ontology annotation, cellular component: nucleus. Gene Ontology annotation, molecular function: RNA polymerase II cis-regulatory region sequence-specific DNA binding; DNA-binding transcription factor activity, RNA polymerase II-specific; zinc ion binding.
GUCGGGGUGUCAAACUUGAAUUAAAAAAAUAAUAAUACUUUCAUUCUCGAGUUUCUUGAAUUUUUUAAAAUCAUGAAUACAAAAAUUGAGAAAACGUAUUCCUACGUCAAUCUGUCUGAACUGUCAAACUGGUCCUAACUAUGUACGGUCAAUCAAAACGACUCAUUUAAUGUUAAUGUUUUUUGUCGAAACAAGUUGUCAAUCUCAAAUCAACGUGUAUUGUUUUGGUUUCGGAUACACUCGCAAACUGUCGAAUCGUUCUGUAAUUUUCAUGUGAAAAUUGCAUGAAAUUGUCAGUGAAAUGCCCGUUUUCAAGCUGGAAAGUUAUCCCUUCGUGUGCCGGAUGUGUCUGAAGCCGGAACAGUCCCUGAAAAUGACACCGCUGGACACCGAGGACGAAGGCUUCGAGGGAUGUGCCACCUUCGAGGAGUUUUUGACCACGAUCACGUUCGAGGUUGUGGAGGAAAGGCGCCAUCUGUUUCCGCGCUCAAUAUGCCCUCAGUGCAAGGAAUCGCUCCAAAACUUUGCACGAUUUCGCGCCAAAACCCGCAACGUGCACCUGUUUAUGAACGCACUAGCUGAGCUGCGGGACCUCAACACGGCACCGAUUAAGGAUCUUUUCCAGACGCAACCAGACACCGUACGGUCGAUGCUCACGGAGCUGGAUCUGUGCAGCAAGGCAGACUGCCAUGCGGAGGAUCUGAUUGAAGAAUUUCCACAGUUUCAAAUUGCUCAGCUUCCGGCUACUUUGAAAGAUACUUCUUUUAACGAAGAAUUUGAAGUGAAAAUAGAAGUGGAGCCGGAAAAACUCGAAUCGGACGCUUUAUUUACCGAGCAGUGCCCACUCGAAGAGCUGGUCGAGCCGAAGAUCGAAAUUGUCGAUGAAAUAAAUCAAGAGGCAGGAUGUGAGCUUCUAGAACCAACCGGCGAAACAUUUGACCUUGAAGUAAAACCUACUAAGAAAAGAGGAAAAUACAAAACCAAGACUUCGAAAGAGCCAUUGCAGUGUCCAAAGUGCCCGUACACCACAACCCGAAAGACGCAUUACAAUUCGCACCAACGGACCCAUCUGAAACGGGAAAGUCGGAGUUACCCGUGCCACGCACCUGGCUGUACGGAGAAGUACCCAUCCCGAGUAGCUUUACAAAAGCACAUGGUGGAGGCUAAGCAUACCGCUUGUGUUUGUGAGAUUUGCGGUUACCAGUCUUCUUCAAACGGCCAGCUGAAGGAUCACUUGGUACGUUUUCAUGGCAACGACCGACUCAAGUGCGAGUACUGCCAGAAAAUCUUCAAAGUGAAGCAAGACCUACAGGAACACGUCAAGGCUGUUCACCUUGGAGAAAUCGUGUUCAAAUGUGAAACAUGCGGGACGGAAUAUCGUUCAAAAACGGCACUUAGAAAUCAUCAAGCGAGACACAGUGACGUUUACAACUUUCCGUGCCAGCAGUGCGACAAAAAGUUUAAGGUUAAGAUCCUACUGCACAAGCAUAUACAAUCAGUCCACAAGGAAGCGUCGCUGGAGUGCGAACAUUGCUUCCAGAUGUUCCACUUUAAAUUUAAGCUGCUGGACCACAUCGAGAACGUGCACAAGAUUCGGAUGCGCUUCUUCUGUGAUGUUUGUGUGGCUUCGUUUUACAGCCAGGACGAUCUGGCGACCCACAAAGCUCGCCACGAUAGUCCCAAAAAUCUCGAGUGUGGCCGCUGUUUGAUUGUAUUUCACGCGCAGGAACAAUUGUCACAUCAUGUGUGCAUCACGUACAGGGACGAUUACGUUUGCUGCGGAAAAGAUUUGCGGCAUCAUGUGCAGUACAACAGGCACAUGAUCAUCGAGCAUGGCGUCAAGAUGAACGUGCGCGUUAAGCCGAAUCCGGACCUUUUGCUGGGGCAUAUACGCACCAAAAGGAAACGAGUCCUAAGCUGCCCAAAGUGUAAGAUCAUCCUUCCCACAAGAACACAAAAGAAGAAGCACCAGGAAACAUGCAUUGGAGUAGAAACACAAAAUUGAGUGUGCUCUUUUCUUUUAACUUUAUUUUCACAAACUUUAAAAAUAAAGAAAAAUAAAGACGUAAUCCAACGUCAUCUAGUUUUUGCUGACUUUUUUGUACACUGUCAAUCUGAACGAGUCAUUUUGUUGAUACGCUC